AUGCUGACCAAGAUUCCAAUACUAAUUGAAGCAGAUUGUCUAAACAAGAAUUCCUGGCAAGAGGAUAAAUGCCAGGGCCUGAUCGACGCUCUAUACGAAUGCUGCAACGCCUUCUACCAGGAACGAGGGGAUGAUGCGUCAGUGGUUAGCUGCCCUAAAGCACAUCUACUACGCUUAAAGAUGAAACAAAGAGCACAAGCAGCAGAGAAGCAGGAGAAUUGA
Penicillium odoratum is the source of this 222-nucleotide messenger RNA. RefSeq lists its product as uncharacterized. The record is from RefSeq and is a predicted model, not a curated record. NCBI's taxonomy places the organism in Eukaryota, Fungi, Ascomycota, Eurotiomycetes, Eurotiales, Aspergillaceae. Bases 1 to 222 code for a protein of 73 amino acids. The transcript has 2 exons.